Molecule: messenger RNA, 234 nt
Organism: Parastagonospora nodorum SN15
Lineage: Eukaryota; Fungi; Ascomycota; Dothideomycetes; Pleosporales; Phaeosphaeriaceae
Exons: 3
Coding region: 1-234 (77 amino acids)
Source: RefSeq, a predicted model, not a curated record
AUGGGGUAUCUUCCUCCCGGCAGUAUCCUGGGACCCACCCACAUGCCGGGGGACUUGGCCGACCCGUUCACACACAGAUCAGCAAUAUCGCUUGUGCCUGUUCAGAAAUGUUUUCGUCCCGAGGACUUCGCUGCUAGAAAAUUGGUCGCCGUUGACGCACGCCAAGGCUGCUUCGCGGCCUGGUCACUCAAACACUGGUUGAAAAGCAAGAUCGUUGAAAGCUUGCAAAACUAG